CUUGCUGCUCUCUGGAUAUUUAAAAUGCCGAGCUCAAGAAACUUGGUUCCAUUGACGUAAAGGGUCAUGAGGAAGUCACUGGAUAUGGGAAUUUCAUUUUCGCAAGACCCAUGCUUUACGACCUUAUGAAGAAACAGGUCCCUGCGCAUAGGAUCACCAUGGGCAAGAAAGUUGUCCGGACAGAGGAACAGGACGAUCGGGUCAUCAUUUAUUGCUCUGACGACACCAAAUACGAGGGCGAGAUCCUUGUGGCGCCUACAGUGGCGUGCGUCAGAGUCUUUAUCGACAGCUGGAAGAGAAGAAACUUUUACCGAUUGCGGAUCAGGAAGGAUUGUCUGUGGGCUACGUUCUCAUGGUCGGCGUCGCGACUCCACCGAAUCCGGAAAAGUAUCCGCAGUUGCAGGAUGACUUUUCGCACUUCUCGAAGGUCCUCGGAGGGGAUGGCUCUGGGGCAAGUCAUUGAAUGGACCGACUGCUUCGACUUUGAUACGCUGACUUACAGGUUGGUGCCCUUACUCUUCCUUUUUAUAAUUAUGCUACUAGUGGAGCUCUGUCAGUGUCGCGAACAACCAGAUCUGUUGGGGUCUCAGCACCCAGCUCUCCAAGUCUGAGGCCAAGCAGCAGCAAUUUCGAAAUUCGGAGUGGGGUCCAGAAUCGCACGAUAGCAUGAUUAAGAAUCUUCAGGAUAUGCCGCGCCCGUUUGGUGGUACUAUGCGCGAGCUUAUUGAGGCGAGUC
Molecule: messenger RNA, 736 nt
Organism: Gamsiella multidivaricata
Lineage: Eukaryota; Fungi; Mortierellomycota; Mortierellomycetes; Mortierellales; Mortierellaceae
Exons: 2
Coding region: 111-611 (166 amino acids)
Source: RefSeq, a predicted model, not a curated record